CCAUCUUCUCUACUGGUGCAAAAGGGGGACGACUGGGUUCAGAGGGUGAUUGCUUGGAAGCAAAGCGCACCACAUCACCGCAAAACCCAGAGAAAAGAGACUCGGCGAAAUGCUGGCGAGGAGGGCUGUCUCGUUCUUGAAGAGCUCCUCAGCUCCACAGUUUUCCAGUGUAGCUGCUUCGGCGAAGACUGUGGAUGAAGGGCAGACCAAGUGGUUUGGCCGCAAGGCUGUGAAUUAUCUCUUGAUUACUAUUACUGGUGGCGUGGCUUUGAGUGCUCUUGAUGAUCUUAUUAUUUAUCAGAGCUGUAGCAGCAAGGCCAUGGAGAAAGUCAGUAAGGACCCAACCAUGCGAGAUGCUCUAGGGGAACCUGUUGUGAAGGGCCCAUGGUACAAUGCACAGCUUGGUGUAGCUCAUAAGAGGCAAUCUGUAUCUUGCAAAUUUCCUGUGCAUGGACCAAAAGGCACAGGAGUUCUCACAGUGAAGGCUGUACGCGAUGGAGAUGAUUCCUGGUUGUCAUAUCUCAUUUCUCGCAAUUGGGAUAUUCUAAUCAUGGAUGCUCUCCUCCAUAUUCCUGAAAAUGAAGAGAAGAAGCAAACAAUACGGAUUACCAUUCCAGAACCUGCUUGCACGGCUCCAUCAUGCACCGGCCCCAGUUGCAGCACCCAAGAAACUCAGAAUACAGAGAAGAAAUAGAGCACUCAAUGCGUCACCACGCAAGAGUAUUUUCCCCAUUUAGGUGGCUCUGUUUUUUUUUUCCAUGAAAAGCUUGGUAGAGGACUUAGAGGGUGAUACUAGUGUCAAAACUAUGAGUGAAUUACAAUAGCACAAUACUUAGUACAGCUUGUAAAAGCUUUUGAUUGCCUUGUUUAGGCUUGGCUCCUAAAGAUGUCUUCUUUACUCUUUAAUAACACUUGGCCAGAAAUUUCAUCAUGGAAAACGACUGAAUUUUGUGG
Messenger RNA from Argentina anserina (silverweed cinquefoil), 954 nucleotides. RefSeq lists its product as uncharacterized. The coding region runs from base 110 to 694 and encodes 194 amino acids. The transcript is spliced from 4 exons. The record is from RefSeq and is a predicted model, not a curated record. Lineage: Eukaryota; Viridiplantae; Streptophyta; Magnoliopsida; Rosales; Rosaceae.